AUGGAGCACAUCUAUUCCGUUCAAGAUAGCUUCAAGCAGGACCGCGACCUUUCCAAGGUUGACGUGAUCCACAACACCAACUACCAGCGCCACGGCACCAAGUCCUACGUUCACUCGUUAAGCCGCUUUGGUUUCCAACCUACUCUGCCUGGACCGUACUUCCACGUCGACAGGGUUAACAAAGUCGAGGAAGGACUGCGAGGCGCCGCUCAUACAGAACGGGCUCUCGUCAAGAAGGUUGGCAACGCCGAACCCACCCCAAUCACGGCCGAAGAUCUGCAAAAUGACAGCAUGUAUCUCUGCAUCGUCAAAAUCGGCACGCCGCCCCAGGCGGUGUUACUAAACUUCGACACCGGGUCUGCCGACACCUGGGUUUUCUCAACCCAUCAGGGCCAGAAUUCGCGCUCGGGCCACAACGUAUUCGAUCCCAAUCGGUCGACGAGUUUCAAGGUACUGCCUGGGAAGGCAUGGAGGAUUACAUACGGCGACGGCUCGUACGCGUCGGGAGACUGUGGCAGCGAUACGCUUAUGAUGGGGGGUUUGGCUGUCGAGGGGCAGACGAUCGAGUGCGCCAUCAAGGCAUCGGGCGGGUUCACUACGGGCACCGGGGAUGGUCUCCUGGGCCUGGCUUGGAGCAAGAUCAACAUGGUCACGGACUCUGGGACGAAGGAUCCUCAACAUACUCCAGUCGAGAACAUGAUCCGCCAGCACGAUAUCCCGAAGGAGGCUGAACUAUUCACCUCGGCCUUCUACAGCGUCCGCGACGCGGCCCCACACUCGUUCUAUACCUUCGGCUUCAUCGAUCAAGACCUAGUCAAGAAGUCGGGUCACGACAUCCAUUGGACGCCAGUUGACAAUUCCAAAGGCUUCUGGUCGGUUCCAUCGGAGUCUUUCGCCAUCGACGGCGCGAACGUCAGUGCCCUCGACAACACCGCCGUCGUGGACACGGGCACCACGCUUGCGCUUUUGUCGGACUCUAUCGUCAAGAAGCUGUACAACAAGAUACCCGGGGCAGCGUAUGACUAUGUCAACCAGGGGUACGUAUUCCCCGUUGGCACCAAGGCGGAAGACCUGCCCGAGUUCAAGGUGUCUAUCGGCAACAAGAAGUACGUGGUCCAGAAGGAGCACCUGGCGUUUGCGACGACAGAUGACAAGGCAAAUUGGUAUGGCGGCGUGCAGAGCCGCGGCGACCUGCCCCAUGACGUCCUCGGGAACAUAUUCCUGCAGAACGUAUACGCUAUUUGGGACCAGGGCAACAGGCGUCUGGGUCUCGUUCCCAAGAUCGAGGCGAGGCAGAACCUCAGGCCACCGCCUGACAGCUCUGCUUCCGCCGGCGGCGGCGACGGGGGCAAGAAGGAGCGGGUCAACAGCAUCACGUUACUUUCACGCCACAGCGUCUGA
This is a messenger RNA of Durotheca rogersii, 1401 nucleotides long. RefSeq names its product aspartic endopeptidase. The coding region runs from base 1 to 1401 and encodes 466 amino acids. The record is from RefSeq and is a predicted model, not a curated record. Lineage: Eukaryota; Fungi; Ascomycota; Sordariomycetes; Xylariales; Xylariaceae. Gene Ontology annotation, molecular function: aspartic-type endopeptidase activity. Gene Ontology annotation, biological process: proteolysis. The transcript is spliced from 3 exons.